Molecule: messenger RNA, 1131 nt
Organism: Paraglomus occultum
Lineage: Eukaryota; Fungi; Glomeromycota; Glomeromycetes; Paraglomerales; Paraglomeraceae
Source: the annotation of a GenBank genome assembly
AUGGAAACUUUCAGAAUAUUGCAUGCCAACUCAGUAAAUCCUUAUAUUUCACCCUUCAACAUCAAAACACAUCUUGAUAACCCCAACUUUAGCAAACAGCAAGUCCAAGCUCGUUUUGAUGAAUUUGCAAAAGUCUUGAUGAUCAAACUGGAACAGGCAAUUAUUGAUGAUAUCUAUUUACAAACCAAUGGCGUAGUCUCUGAAUCCACUCCCACUAUAAGAUCCUUGAAAGAAACUCUUUCAAGCCCACAUAGAUUCCCUCAACCAACAAAUACCUCGUCCCCUCCCGUUAGCGAGACUCAACCUUCUCCAAAUUCUUCAAUAAAUGUGCCCGAAACGUCACUUUCAGAAACACUGAACACUACGUCUACACCCACUGCUGCCUUUUCGUCUUCGUCUUCCUCUAUUCUACCUCCCUCUUCUCCAAAUGGAUCUUCAACACAGCCUCAAAAUCGACUUCAAUCUGCUGACGAUAAAUCCUCUGUCGAUAAAUCCGCCGACAAUAAACCUGACAAUAAAUCCUCUGACAAUAAAUUCGCUGGCAAUAAAUCUACUGACGAUAGAUCCCAGAUUAUCCCCACCAUCAUAUCUCGAAACUGUGCUGCAUGCAAUCAACCGGUCUCUGGGAAUGUAUUAUCUGCUAUGGGCAAGCAGUGGCACCCGCAUCAUUUUGUUUGUAAGCAUUGUGGGAUAUCACUAGAACAUGUGGCAUUUUUCGAGAAGAGUGGGGAACCGUAUUGUCAUCUCGAUUUCCACGAGUUGUUUAGUCCUCGUUGUGGACAUUGUAAUACACCCAUCGAAGGGGCUAUAAUAAACGCACUUGGUAAAUCAUGGCAUCCGGGACAUUUCUUUUGCCGUGAAUGUGGGGACCCGUUUGGGCCUGCAGGAUUUAUGGUUCAUGAUGGAUUUCCGUAUUGUGAAAAAGACUGGUCAGAGAAGUUUGCUCCCAAAUGUAAAGGCUGUCAGAAACCAAUUAAAGGGGAAAUAAUGACUGCUCUUGAAGGAACAUGGCAUCGUGACUGUUUUGUUUGUGUGACCUGUCAUACUCCAUUUACCGAUUCAUACUAUUAUGUGAGUGAGAAUAAACCUUAUUGUCAAACGCAUUAUCGACAAUUCUUGGCAGGAACAUGA